Molecule: messenger RNA, 507 nt
Organism: Ylistrum balloti
Lineage: Eukaryota; Metazoa; Mollusca; Bivalvia; Pectinida; Pectinidae
Exons: 2
Coding region: 1-507 (168 amino acids)
Source: RefSeq, a predicted model, not a curated record
AUGGGAGAGGGAAGUAGAGUUGUACGAGAUGUAUGGAGAUAUCAUCACUGGCCCCCAAAUGGACCGUUUACAGGGAGGGACGGAAGUCCUAUCGAAUGGUUGGAGGAACCGGUCAAACCAUUCGAAGAUCAGACUCCGAUGAAUGCUUGGAGGAAACAGGUAGAGAGAGGGGAAAUAAAGAAAGGUGUUGACCCUAACUUUAUUGGAUAUGACCCAUCAAUUAACCAAUACAACCGAGAAAAACUCCGCUAUCAUCACUGGCCUGCCAGAAAGGAUUUCCAGCAACAACAGAAACCAAGACCACACACGAAACCGGAACUGAAACCUAGUGAAAACCCAAAGGAAGAAACGGUCAAAGGCGAAAAGAAAAAUGAAAAUUCUGUGGAGAAAAAAGAACAGCAAUCUGAGAAGCGGAAUGUCUCUCCCAAAAAGUCAACCCCGCAGGAACAACCGAAGACGACACCUCGACCUAAGUACAAUAGCCCAAUUGUACAAUUUCUUAUUUGA